UAACCGGAUCUAGCGUUCUGCGUGCUCUUGCAGUCUCUCUACGAAAUGGCUAGCGCAAGUGGUUUACGAGCUGUUGUUGUGGGAGGAACUGGAGGGAUUGGAAGGUUUAUUCUUGGUGAACUCGUUUGCUCUCCUGCUUACACCGAAGUGUUAUCGUUGUGCAGAAAAGAAACUACUCUUCCUGAAAGCUUCAAUGCUACAGAGUCUGACUUGAAAAAACUGAAACAAGAGAUUAUUGAUUUUGAUUUGGAGAAACUUACAGUCGAGAACUGCAAAUCGUAUUUCGAGGGCAAAGAUGUUCUUUUUGUGGCACUUUCACGCACAUGGAACGACUCUAAACGACUGCCUGGCAGGGCAAUAGAUAACUUCAAACACGUUCACGUGCAUUUGGUUGUCCGUUGUGCUGAGAUUGCUAAAGCUGCAGGAGUUCGCCACGUGAGCAUGUUGUCCUUUUCGGGAGCAAACUCAACCAGUAUGUUUGACAUGAUGAAGGUCAAGGGCGAGGCUGACGAUGCUGUGGAGGCGCUAGGCUUUGAAAGAACAUCCAUAUGGAAACCAUCGCUUGUGAACAAAGGCCCGAAUGCAACAUUCGUUGAAAAACUUUUGAAAAUCUUCAUGAAGACAAUUUUUGUUGGAGACCUAGGACUGACUAUAAGAUUUGAAUCAGAGCAGUGGGCAUUAGGGAAAACCGAAUUUCCGCCAGUUUCUCGACACGAAGUCCGCGAUAUUUUGGAGAUUAUGAGACAGGCCAAAGAAGCUGAAGCCAAGAGCAAAGACAAUUCAGAUGUUCCAGUGGCCGCAGCAGGAGGUAAUGAAACGGGAGAGAAACAAGCUGCAGAUGAGCAAAUGGGAAAGCAGCCAACCGGUCAGCAACCAGAUUGUGAUCAAGGCAGUUGUGGCGUCGCGGCAAGUGAAAAUGACGACAAACAAGAAGAAUGAACGUCUUUUUUUGAGUUGGAAACCGUGACUAUUGAAUGUGCAUGUUGAGUUGUCUGCUGCUUGUGUUGAAAUAGUUAGGAUGGAUGUGUGCUGAUUAGGUUAAUGCCAAGCUGAAUUACAA
Corticium candelabrum is the source of this 1060-nucleotide messenger RNA. RefSeq lists its product as uncharacterized. Lineage: Eukaryota; Metazoa; Porifera; Homoscleromorpha; Homosclerophorida; Plakinidae. Gene Ontology annotation, biological process: import into nucleus. Gene Ontology annotation, cellular component: cytoplasm. The coding region runs from base 46 to 939 and encodes 297 amino acids. The record is from RefSeq and is a predicted model, not a curated record. The transcript is spliced from 6 exons.